Messenger RNA from Cololabis saira (Pacific saury), 518 nucleotides. Its product is annotated as protein S100-A11-like. Gene Ontology annotation, cellular component: perinuclear region of cytoplasm. The record is from RefSeq and is a predicted model, not a curated record. Bases 52 to 315 code for a protein of 87 amino acids. Gene Ontology annotation, molecular function: calcium ion binding; transition metal ion binding. Lineage: Eukaryota; Metazoa; Chordata; Actinopteri; Beloniformes; Belonidae. The transcript has 2 exons.
UGAAAUCUAAACUCAGCUUUUCUCUCUUGUCACUUCAGAGAAGCAAUCAUCAUGGAAUCAGCCAUCACCACCAUCGUCAGCCAGUUCAAGACCUACGCUGGCAGCGACGGGUCCUCCAGCACGCUGAGCAAAGAGGAAUUCAGAAACCUGGUGGCCUCUCAGCUCCCCAUCUCCGUCAAGAACGCCAGCGAUCCUGGAGUGAUUGACCAGCUCAUGGGUUCCAUAGAUGAAAACAACGAUGGGGAGCUGACGUUCUCCGAGUUCUGGCAGCUGAUUGGCAAACUGGCGAGCAAACAGGGAGGCUUCAGCCAGUAGUGAUCUGCCAUCUUCUGUCAUUUUUGAGCUAAAUGUGCAAUGCCACUUCAGUGGCACCAGUUCAGUUCAUUUAAGCUGUCUCCGGUUGUAAACCGAAGGGCAUUUUAAUUGUUUUAUCAUCCACCAGUGCCACAUUCAUAAAUGGUUAGUUAACCAUUUGUUUGAUGCCUGGUACUUUGAAUUAAAGGCUUCAUUGUCUUGAA